UUAUUUAAGCCACCAUCAAAGGUAUAUGCUCUCAACGUUAUCUUCUUAAUUAAUUUGUCCUCCCAAGACCAUAACAUGAGGUGUUUCACUAUUAUCUUGUUUUUUUCAUCUAUAGUAGCCGUGGGAUUGGCCUCUGAUGUUGAAGAUCAAGGUAUAAUUAGCCAAGUAGUAGAAAUUCACCGUCUAAGGCCACGAACUGGUUCUGCUGGUUAUGCAGUCCCACAAUUGGACUGUCUUAGCUGGCGCCUCGCUGUGGAAACCAACAACGUCAGAGACUGGAAAUUGGUACCUAACGAGUGUUCAAACUAUGUAGGUCAUUACAUGCUUGGCAAACAAUAUCGACGUGACUGUGAGGCCGUUGCUGAUGCGGCAAUUGAGUAUGCCAAAGGCCUCAAGCUUAGCGGAGAUGGAAAGGACGUUUGGGUGUUUGAUGUUGAUGAGACUACUCUCUCAAAUCUUCCUUACUACGCUAGAUCGGACGUGGCCUUUGGGGCAAAAGCGUUCAACAGUACGAGGUUUAAUGCGUGGGUGAUGGAGGGAACAGCACCAGCGAUUCCAGCAACACUUCGUUUAUAUAAGACGGUGUUGUCUCUUGGGAUCAAACCGGUUAUCCUAACAGGAACUCCAGAGUUUACAAGAGAAGGAAGGGUUACGAAUCUAAAGAAAGCGGGUUACACUUCUUGGUUAAAGCUCAUACUAAAGGGAGAAAAUGAUUCACCAAAAUCAGUGGUGUAUAAAUCGAACAAGAGAACAGAGCUGGUGAUUGCUGGAUAUAGAAUUGUUGGCAACACUGGAGACCAAUGGAGUGAUUUGAUCGGAAAAAACGCUGGAGCUCGUACUUUCAAAGUCCCUGACCCUAUGUACUACAUUGGUUGAUUUGCUUAUAAAAUUUUCUCAAGGGUGAAUCAAUAAAAUUAUAUUUUUAUUUA
This is a messenger RNA of Solanum lycopersicum (tomato), 929 nucleotides long. RefSeq names its product acid phosphatase 1. The record is from RefSeq and is a predicted model, not a curated record. NCBI's taxonomy places the organism in Eukaryota, Viridiplantae, Streptophyta, Magnoliopsida, Solanales, Solanaceae. Gene Ontology annotation, molecular function: acid phosphatase activity.